This is a messenger RNA of Lobosporangium transversale, 879 nucleotides long. Its product is annotated as outer membrane protein TOM13-domain-containing protein. The coding region runs from base 51 to 764 and encodes 237 amino acids. The transcript has a single exon. The record is from RefSeq and is a predicted model, not a curated record. Gene Ontology annotation, cellular component: mitochondrial outer membrane. Lineage: Eukaryota; Fungi; Mortierellomycota; Mortierellomycetes; Mortierellales; Mortierellaceae. Gene Ontology annotation, biological process: mitochondrial outer membrane translocase complex assembly; protein insertion into mitochondrial outer membrane.
UUUUGGCAACCAAUUCCCUCAUUCGACAUAAACAGCAUUUUGACAACGAUAUGUCUGAUCACGCACAGAAUCUAAAUGACCCCGCGGUAGAGACUCAUUUGGAGUCACCUCUCGAGGAUAAUGAUGGUACAUCGUCGGGUAUUCUGCUCGAGAAGGCUGACUAUGAGCAUUCGUCACCCGAAGUCUCAUCACUUAACUCGUCAACAAUCCUUGAUCAUCCUGACGAUGUCAAGUCAGCAGCCAAACAACCCACUAAUACCACCACCGCUAAAAAGAAACCUGCUGCGGCCUCUGUUGCGCGUCCUGUUACCUCGACUGUCCCCACAUCAGCAGCACCAAAAACAUCUUCAGAAGUCUCGACAGCUGUCGUGGAUUUGAACCAGACCAUGCCCUGGAAACUCUUCUAUCCGAUUGCGAGCAGAGAGACCAUCAUUGCGUUAUGUAAAGCGACAGCGAUUAAUUUCAUUCUUCCGUUUAUCAAUGGCGUCUUUUUGGGCUUUGGCGAGAUUUGUGCACACGAGUUGGCAUAUCGUUGGGGAUGGACCAAUUCGACACAUAUUGUGAGUGUUCCUGGAAGAAGACCAGUCAAUUCGGGAAAUGUAGGCAUCCGUGCUGCGGGGAGCGCCUCCUCUACUGGCGCAGGAUCUGUUGGUGCAGUAUCUGGGACCAGAAGUUCAUCUGGCUUCGCAGGCAGUCGGUCAGGUAUUGGGGGAUUGGAGUUUGAUGAAGAUGCGUUCUCGACAGCGUCAUUAAGAGAGGAUUGAGUCUGUUUGGUUUCUAAGAGUAAAAAGGAGCCAAAUGUGCAGAGAGAAAGCAGAAUGAAUGUACAUGUAGAUAGAACAUCAUGUAAUGCAGUAAAUGAUCACAAAUCAACUGGAU